UUCACAUAAGGGCAGCGGGCCUGCUUCUUCUUACGGAUCUCUCCAUUAUGUAUGCCUAUGCCCAAUCUGACAUCAGCAACUAUAAAAAGAUUAACUCACCCCUCACAUUCCUCUAGGUCUUGCUGAUAUCGUGCUCCAUCGACAUACGGAGCGCUCUCGCUAGACCCUCGCUCAACAAGCCUUCGCGUGGUAGCGAUUGCCAAUAUCUAUUCCUCAAAAGUACUUUUAAGAUUGUAAUCCGUUCUGCUUUUGUAUCCGACUCAGAAUAAUGAAUCUCGACAAAUUUCAUUUCCAAUACACAUCGUCGCUACAAGGAAGACGUAUUCGACUCCUGUCUUUCAGACAACGCCACUGCCCUGAUCGAGAUUUGCCACUCGAGGUUCAUCUGAGUGAGCAUUCGCUCGAUGUGGCAGAAUUUGAUGCGCUAUCCUAUGUAUGGGGAGAUUCUCACCCCAAACGACGUCUCAUUUGUAAUGGGAAGCACUUUGAUGUCCGGGAGAGCCUAUACGAGGCGCUCAUCGAGUAUCGACACCGACAUUGCAAUCGCAGGUUAUGGGCGGAUGCAAUCUGCAUAAACCAAAAUGACGAUGUCGAGAAAACUGAGCAAGUUCGACUCAUGAGCGACGUAUACGGGACCGCUAUGCGCACAAUAAUCUGGCUGGGUCGCCUUCAGCCUGAUGACGAGAAAGCUAUUCGUUUAGUCGAACUGGUCUACAAUAAAACGCAACGAGACAACUCACAACGCCCAGUAUCAGGUACCAACGAGGACUUCGACUUCAAGACACUAGAUAUUCCGAAUGUCAGAAACAUCCGACAAAUAGAUCCCUCGUGGAAAGCGCUCUUCCAAAUUCUCAGACAUCCAUGGUUUAGUCGAGUUUGGGUAAUCCAAGAACUUGUUCUAUCAUCAAACCCGUCAUUUUGGAGGGGCGAAAAAAGCGUUGACGUCCACCACCUAAUGUGGAUUGCUUUCCACGUUGGGACAAAACGGAACCUCUCGACAGCAUUUGGUCUGAUAAAUGGGUUUUCCAGUUUGCCAGCGCUCGGCAUGGCAAAUUACUUCUAUAACAGCGCAGUACGCAACAGACGUGAGAAGCUUCCCAUCUGGUUUCACCUGAUGAACUCACUUGGCAUGAAGGCCACGGAUCUCAGAGAUCGGUUUUUCGCGAUUGCAGGCAUAUCUGCUGGGCUCUGGACACAUUUUGUUGACUACUCAAGGACCCUGGAACAAGUGUUGUCACAAGUGGGUUUGAUGAGCAUAAUCGAAGGUCAUCAGAUACUGGACUUUGAGGCUUUGGAUGCCUUGGCUGAUUAUCCAUCCAUUACAAUUCGGAGUGCAUCUUUGCACAUACCUUCCUGGGUUCCUAAUUUCUUCUCGGAUCAGCUCAGGGGCAUUGCUUUCAGUCGUCAUUAUUCGACAAACAGUCUUCGCCGAACACAAGGCUUUAUGGCGGCCGAAAUCCAGAUAAUUGUGGAAGAUCCGAAUAGAGCGCUACAACACCCAAUAACGCCUAGCGCUCCCUAUCUAUAUCACAAGGUUCGAGAAUUGCACAUGAAAGCCUUGGUCUUCGACAAAAUCAAGUCGAUGAUACCCCUUACGGACAUGGUCAAGGCCAAAACGUCCAAGUUCCCGAGAGAAGAAAAGCAUCCUUUGAGUGCCCUUCAAGCGGGAUGGGACGACGCGCAUGAGUUAGCCAUCAGCACUAUAUCUUUUGUUCACCGGGCCCGACUGCUUGCGGAACCACAUUUACGGAAUCAGGAUGUCAUGUCAGGGGCAACUUUCAACGCUUUUUGGCGGACUCUGCUAUAUAACCGUACUGAGAUAGCUUCAUCCCGCGAGCAAGAGCCAGAGGACAGCUUCGGAAUGUCCUUCGGCUAUUGGUAUCUGCUGCUGAAGUUAUUUUGUACAAAAUUAUACUACCAGGAUUGUGUCCUUUUCAUGACGUAUUGGAUGAUUCUACGACCACACGCCUACCCUUUCAAGAACACAUUCGAUCAGAUUUAUGGGAAUCGAUGCUUCUUUGUUUCGGAAGGCGGUCGACUUGGUUGGGCCCCAGCACAUGCUCGUUGUGGAGACUCUUUAGCUUUAUUUCAAGGUUGCCGAAUCCCAUUUGCUGCCAGGCUUCGGGUCGAUGAUAUUUGGGAGUAUGUUGGUGGAUGUUACGUUCAUGGCUGUAUGAACGGAGAGAUUUGGAGACUCGAGCAUUCAAGUUGGUCUUUCUAUCGUUUUGCUUAA
This is a messenger RNA of Colletotrichum destructivum, 2233 nucleotides long. Its product is annotated as Putative heterokaryon incompatibility. The transcript is spliced from 2 exons. Bases 269 to 2233 code for a protein of 654 amino acids. Lineage: Eukaryota; Fungi; Ascomycota; Sordariomycetes; Glomerellales; Glomerellaceae. The record is from RefSeq and is a predicted model, not a curated record.